AUGGCUGCUACGUCCACCGACAAGAAGCAGACGCCGGAGACCGUCCGUGACAUUCUCAUCUGGGUCUACGGUCUGAAGGAGGAACCACACAAGACAAAGUUGGUGCAAGAAAUUGAUGCCAUUUGUGCCAAGUACAAGAUUCAAACCCAGACAAAGAGAUGGGAACAGUUUGUAGACGAGCUCGCAGUGCAGUGCUCGGAGAUUUUGCGCACCAUCCAAGGAAACCCUUACGGUUAUGGCUACAAUUGCAAAUAUGACAUCUCAAAGUUCGAGUACCCGACUGCUGUGGACGAGGAUUUCUUCCCAUGGUUCAACCACUACCUCAAGUCGCUCAACGACAGGAUGACAUUCUUGAGGCAGAAGUGUGGCGAGAAUGGUGAGUGGCGUGAUCAGACCUUUACAGUCGAUGGAAACCGUGGCGAACAAACCGAUCUAUACAAGUUUAUGCUGGAUCUCGACCCGGAGUGUAAGACGGUUACAUGCACGGCGGCGCGCAAGUGCCCUAACUGCCCAGUCAAAAUGGGUUUCAACGAGGGUUGUCUCAAGGCUACUGGCAAGACCGGCAAGGACCUCCUUAAGGAACUGGAUCAGCUGCUCACGGAAGGUUCUCCUCUGAGUGUCAUGCUUGCCCUUGAUGACGCCAAGCAAGGCAAGGGUUUGGCCAAAUUGCUCUUGCGUAUGUCAAUGGCUGGUAUUGCGGGAGGCAGUGUGGCUUACCUUGCGACGACAGGUGCGGCUGCCCCUGCCCUCGCCACCAUGGCGGAUGGUCUGGCAUCAUUCGUCAACACGGUAUUGUUGCCGUUCCUGUAG
This is a messenger RNA of Babesia ovata, 810 nucleotides long. RefSeq names its product Ribosome-binding protein 1, putative. Lineage: Eukaryota; Apicomplexa; Aconoidasida; Piroplasmida; Babesiidae. The record is from RefSeq and is a predicted model, not a curated record. The transcript has a single exon. Bases 1 to 810 code for a protein of 269 amino acids.